Molecule: messenger RNA, 2778 nt
Organism: Daldinia decipiens
Lineage: Eukaryota; Fungi; Ascomycota; Sordariomycetes; Xylariales; Hypoxylaceae
Product: sporulation protein RMD1
Exons: 6
Coding region: 1-2778 (925 amino acids)
Source: RefSeq, a predicted model, not a curated record
AUGUCUUUCAAGAAACACUCUCGUCAAUAUGACUUGGUGGUGUUCGGCGCAACCGGCUUUACCGGGUCACUAGUUGCGGAACAUAUCACAACCCACUUCCCAACGGAUCUAAGAUGGGCGAUAGCCGGUCGAUCUGCUGACAAGCUGCGGAAUGUAGUUCAAGAAUGCAAAGCCUUGAACUCUAACCGUCAGCCUCCAGAGAUUGAGAUAUGUGGUCUCAAUAACGCAGAUCUUGCAGCGUUGGCCAAAAAGACCUUUGCACUCAUCACGACAGUUGGACCGUAUGCAAAAUACGGAGAGUUUGCCUUUAAGGCUUGCGCAGAGGCUGGUACUCACUAUUUCGAUUGCACCGGCGAGGCUGUUUGGCACGCAUCUAUGAUUAGGAAGUAUGAAGCAUCCGCAAAGGCAACGGGUGCUUGCAUGUUCUCCCAGUCCGCUAUCGAAUCUGUGCCAUCAGAUUUAAUGACCUUCUCGAUGGCAUCGCUCAUCCGAUCUGAGCUGUCAGCCCCGGUGGACGACGUUGUGGUUAAAAUACAUGAGAUACACGGUGCACCGUCGGGUGGUACUCUCCAUACGCUCCUAGGGCUCUUCGACGUCUUUCACUGGAAAGAAGUAGCUCAGUCCCACAAACCAUACGCUCUAUCUCCCGUCCCGAACUCGAAACGGGCCCCUAAGCCUUCGUUGCUAUCAAAGCUAACAGGCUUAUAUACCAUCCCCAAGCUUGGGCUUAUGUCAACCUCCAUGACUGCCGGGACCAACACAGCAGUUGUGCAGCGUACCUGGGGUCUGUUCAAAGAGGAGUCGUCGUUGCAGAAGCAGUUCUACGGGCCAAAUUUUACUUACCGGGAAUUUAUAAGAGCGAAAAACCACCUUGGGGGUAUGGUGAUGCACUAUACCCUCAUAUUCGGCGGCGCAUUGCUUAUGUUCUGCUCGCCAAUUCGAAAGCUAAUGCGCAACUUCGUCUAUCAGCCCGGCGAGGGAGCAAGUAAAGAAGAGCAGGCAAAAGAGCAUAUCCAGUUCCACGGAAUCGCAACGCCAGACAUCCAACCUAGCAUCGGCAAGCAAGCAUGGUGUAAUGCUGAAUAUAGUGGCGGAUUGUAUUAUCGUAAUAUCACGAUGGAUGCAUCAUCAGGAGCUUCAACUAGCUCCGGCCUGACAUCCGAGCGAACUCCUCUCCUACGACACGACACAAGCCGUCCCAGAAGCGCGCGCAAUGUAACAUUCAACCCUAAUCCCGUAACGAGAACAAUCGAUCCCGAUCCCUCAUCCUUAAGCUCCUCGCCCAGUACUACAGGCAACUUUGGCCAUGCACGCCUACCUAGCUCUAUGGCCUCGGGUAGCAGUUCCGCUGGUCCGCCACCUAUGCUCUCCGCGCUGAACAGCCGCCUGCGUCGACGUAACAGCCACGGCGCCGUCUUCACCGCUCUCCCGCCGGCAGCUAGCCCUAUACCCAAAAUUGGCCCCCAGCGAAGUUCCAAGAACGCACAGAAGCUAAAAAUAUUACCGAAUCCCGAACUUGACGAGGAGGGUCCAGAUGAGGAGAGCGGCAGAGACGUCUAUUCGCAGUAUACACGUAUUAAAGAUCCUACUGCAAGGAGAGAUGCCGCACGGUUAGGCAAAGCAGACCGCGAUAGACUGCCACGGGUAACGGCCUACUGCACGGCUACAAAGUACCAGAUGGACGGUUUGAUGCGAUUCCUCAAGGGCAGGGGUAAAAAUAGGGGUUCAAAUCCCAAGCUGAUAGACGAAUGCAUAUACUCGCCGUAUAAUUACGCGUUUGGGAAAUCCGUAGAGCGAGCAGAGGCAGCGGAAGAAAUACGGCAAAGACCGAUCCAGACUUACGAGAGGAGACAUUCCACCGGCGAAGUGGACGAACAUUCGAAUACGUACGCGAGGGAAAGCCUGCGGAACCUGCAAUCACAACAAGAUGACGACGCAUCGGAUACCGAACAGAUAUUCGGUAAUGGCCGGGAUGUCCAUAACAACCUCUCCUACCCGACACAUUCCGAGGAUGAGAGCGCCAUACACGAUCCGCAUUCGCAUUCCGAACACCAGCAGCACGGUGCCGACUUCGACAUCCAGGUACAUACACCGGAGGUAUUCUUAUUCGAUUACGGUGUUGUUGUGAUAUGGGGCAUGUCGCCAGCACACGAGCAACGGUUCCUAAAAGACAUCGCAAAAUUCGAACUGGAUAAGCUAAAUCCGGACGACGUGGAGACGGAGUGCUUCAACUUCUACUACACUAAUGAGUACCAGCCACGGAUAUAUAACGACUUUAUCACGCUGAGGGACAAGGGGAACUACAUGACGAAGCUAGCCAUAUCGCACGCGUUGGCGCAAAGCGUCAAGACGUCCCUCUUCGAGGAGCUCAUCGCAUCGACUGUCGAUACAUGCAAAGACAUACCGACGCAGAUCGCUCUGACGGGUAAGAUCGCACUGUCGCGGUCGCAAAUCAACAUGCAGAUCGGCGAGCUGUUUAUCUUGCGCAUCAGCAUCCACCUCAACGGCAGCGUGCUCGACACCCCCGAGCUCUUCUGGGUUGAACCCCAUCUCGAACCCGUCUAUCAGGCCGUCCGCAGCUACCUCGAGAUGGACCAACGUGUCCGCCUACUCACCGAGCGCCUCGACGUCAUUGCUGACUUGCUCGCCGUACUUAAGGAUCAACUGAGCCAUGGUCAUGGAGAGAAACUUGAGUGGAUCGUCAUCGUCCUCAUCGCCGCGGAAAUCCUAGUCGCAGCCGUCAACAUUGUCGUCGACCUCUACGCCGGCGUAGAUUAA